Messenger RNA from Mercenaria mercenaria, 5492 nucleotides. RefSeq names its product monocarboxylate transporter 9-like. The transcript has 5 exons. The record is from RefSeq and is a predicted model, not a curated record. Gene Ontology annotation, biological process: transmembrane transport; monocarboxylic acid transport. NCBI's taxonomy places the organism in Eukaryota, Metazoa, Mollusca, Bivalvia, Venerida, Veneridae. Bases 35 to 1378 code for a protein of 447 amino acids. Gene Ontology annotation, molecular function: monocarboxylic acid transmembrane transporter activity.
AUUGCCAUACACGUGAACAUUACCUAAGUUUAUAAUGGAGGGAAAACAAAAUUCAGAGAUAAAAGUUGAAAAUUUGGAAAAUUCAUCUGAUAACACAGACAAAUUCAAAAAUUUGGAUAAAGGAUGGUCUUGGGUAAUAAUGUUAGCUAGUUUCGGUGCAUUUUGUCUGAUUGGUGCAAAUAUGUAUGGUGUAGGAAUAAUGCAUGCUACCCUACUCAAGAGGUAUGGAUCAAGUGUGUCCCUCACAUCAUGGGCAGGAUCGUUACAGACAGCUUCCAUGUCUCUCGGAGCUCCUUUGUCAAGCUAUUUUGUGGACAGAUUCAGUUGUCGGACAGCGGUAAUGUUGUCCGGAAUACUUUUUGGGACGGGAUAUCUGGGAACAGCAUUUGCACCUAAUGUUGAAACAGCAAUUUUCACCUUAGGAAUCAUUGCCGGUUGCGGUGCUGGUGUUGGUUACACAGCGAGCAUGGUUGUCAUUGGAUUCAGUUUCAAACGAAGACGCCACAUUGCUUUAGGUUUUGCUCUUUCUGGUAUGGGUGCCGGCCUCUUUGCGCUCUCACCCAUGAUGCAACUGGCUUAUAAUUAUUAUGGAUCUACAGGGUUUUUUAUUAUACAGGCAACAAUGUCUCUGAACAUUGUAACAUUUGGAGCAAUGUAUUUUCCAAGUCAGCUGGAACUACAUACACAAGAAAUGCGCAAAUGUAACAAAGCUAAUACAAAGUCCGACAAAUCAAAAUCAAAUUGCAUCGAAGUCUUUACGCAGUAUUGCAAAGCUUUAGUUAACAAACCAAUAGCUCUUUUGAGUGUUGGUAUGUUUUUGAACUGCGUCGGGACAUAUCUAAUCUACUUGCAUCUGCCGGUAUAUAUUGUGUCGAAAGGAUUCACAGAGUUUCAGGCUGCAUGGAUGGUAUCAGUGACAGGUAUAUUGUCUGUCGUUGGCCGUAUAAUAACCGGAUUCGUUGCAAAUCUGGGUAUGUUCAAAGAAAUUUGGCUAUACGCAGGUACAUUUGGCGUCGUUUCUGUUAGCACAAUUGUGUAUCCGCACAUAUCAUAUACAUUUGCAGGGCAUAUCGUCUUUGCAGCAGUCCUUGGUUUGUUUUUCGGCAGCUGCUAUGUACUAAUGACGGCAGUAAAUAUACGUAUUGUUGGUAUCAAGUUUGUGUCUUCAGCAAUAGGAAUUGAGCUUUUCUUUGGCGGAAUUGGUGCAGUCUUAGGACCGGUAAUUGCUGGUGUAUUGGUGGACAAUGGCGGUACAUACGAACAAUCCUUUACUUUUGCAGGUGUUUGCAUCUUCCUAGCGGCAGUUUUAAGCAUACUUACAGUGUGUCAUGAUGUUCCUGGAAAAGAAUGCGAAAAUCAGAAUGCAGACAAAGACUGAAACCCUGUGAAGCUGAUAUCAAUCACUUCAUUGUCUAAGUAAGACAUGAUAACUGUUAUAUCGGGAAGUUGUUGCUUCUUGCUACUUUCCAGGACAGUAACGCAUAUAACAGUAUACUAUUAAGUUCUUUUUCGUUCUAUUCCCUUUCGUACCUGCAAUAUGUUUUCCUAUUUUUGAAAUGUAAUUGUAAUUAGGCCGAUUAUAUUGUUAGAAAAAUGCCAGAACUUUAAACUGAUUCCAACAUAGGUUUUCAUGGAUGAGUUAUUUAUGCAAUAGAGAGAGAACAGUCCUCAAAAGAAAUCUUAGCCAAACCAAAACAAAUAGGACAGCUUCCUUUUAAUUAAACAAAGUAUUGCACAUUUACCUAAAAUAGAAUAAAAUAAACGAAAAAUUAGUAUCAUUUCUUUAUUCAUAUGUAUGCAUUACAUAUUAACACAUUGCAAAGCAGUUCAAGAAGAUUUUCUAACCAGUUGCUGUAACUGUUAAUGUAUUUUACCAAAUGUAGAUGUUAUCAAGUACCCAAGCCUUCUGCAGUAACAUUGGGAAAUAAUUUUUUUUUUUACAAAUCCCCUAUAAAUGUUUUUUCUUGUUUCUUACUUUCAGACAUAGUUGUUUGUGUUCAACUCCUUGUAACUACAAUACCGAUGAGUUUGUUCAAAACACCUAUGGAAAUUCUAUGUUCUGAAUUUCGACAGCUGUGAUCCGAAAUUUGACACCUAGUCGCUCUGACAAUGAUAAUAAAAUUCUGAACGGAACCCUCUAGUACUUGCAAGAUAUCUUAAAAUUUCUUUUUAUUCUUAUAUUCAAAAGCCUAUAUGCAAUUUUCGGAGUAAAUAUAUUUUAGGUAACGGUAACGUACUUUUCAACAAAUUAAGUCGUUAUAGCAGAUUUUUAUUCUGAAAAUGUGUUCUUUUGCUUAUGCUCAAUGCUUAUGUUAAAUCACCACCAUCUAUUCAAUAUUGACACUGAGGCAUGUUGCUUGGUGUUUUUCUUUGCAAUGUAGGACAUGGUAUUAAACUAGAUUACCGUUGUUUAAAAGUGACUGAAGUGAAAAGAGAUAUCGGCGUUUACGUUGUGGUUCUAUCGCAACUCCUAAAAGCACUUUGUGUCGCAAUGCGACGCUUCAAUAUAACAAAGAAUCUGCUUGUUUGUUUGUGUAUAUUUUACAUGUAAUUCCUACAUCAGAAACACUAAAGCUUAAAUAACAGGGAAAAUAAUAUAGACCUUUUUGCAUGUGACUGAUGCAGAUUUUAUCAAUCGUUCGGAAACUAUACCAGUAACGUAUUUCAGAAAUAAAUGUUUAAACUACCAGUAACGUAGCUGUUAACAAAUCACAGUGUUAUAUUGCUUAUGCUCUAUAUUUAUCUUAUAUCACUGUCAUCUUUUCAAUACCGAUCCCAAUACAUGUUGCUUGUUGUUUGUUUCAAAAUGCAGAACAUAGUAAUAAACUAGAUCAACGCUAUCUAAAAGUAACAGAAGUAAAAAGAAUAAAAGCAGUUACUAGUUUCGGCAUUUACGUGGUGGUAUUAUCACAACACAUAAACAUACUUUGUGUAACAGUGUAACAUUUUUUUGUAUGAAAAAGGUGCUGUACAUUUCAAAAAAAAAUAUGUACAUAUAAGUUUGUUGCAAAGAUAUUACAUAAAAAGAUAUUAUCUCAAAUCAUUAUGCUCCGAAAUGCAACACUAAGUAGCUUGGGCCUUAAAAUGUACUGACAAAAACAGUUAACCCGUCAUUUGUUACAUUGCCAAUAUCUUGAAAUGCCUCAAAAGUAAACUCUAGCACUUAUGCAUAGACAUAGAACUGUAUGUUGGUGAUACCAUAUUUGAUCAAAAUUAAAAUCAUAGACAUAAAAUGAAUUUACUCAUCAUACAAAUUCAGUUCAUUUCUGAAAAGUCAAAGAAAUACACUGAUCUACAAACUACUGAUAAACGCAGUAAAUGGCAACCAAAACAAAAUAAGACCCUUACAAUACAAUAUCGAAAAAGAUACUUUAAAAAAACUUUGGGACAAGCCCAUUAUUUUAACUGGGGACCAUACGUUGCUUUUCAUGGAAUAAUACACAAGUGUAUCAUUGAAGGUCCCAUGUACACAGCCAUAUGAACACAUCAGCGGAUAUCUCUAAACUGUUUUGGUACUUGUAACAUAUGUAAAUAUUAAGUUUUGCGGUGUAAGGUAGCAUGCAUUUCUAUGACCAUACAUGUACAGGCUCAAUCAAACCGAGCCUGCAACAUAUUCGUUUUUGUCAAGUUGAGCGACCUGUGGAGUUUCUACUUUAGUUUUCUUUUUUAUCACAGCAGCGUUGUUUGUGCCGUGUGACGGCCGUAAUACGUCUCCCCGUACAUUCAAUCCCAACUAUUAUAUUUCGAUCUUUUAAGAUCGUUCAGAAAAAAUUUUAUGCUGUGUUAUUGGUAAUGUUCCUAUACUGCCGUUUUCACAGCUUUGGGUAUUGUAUAAUCACCCCUUGGAUAUUUCAAAUCCCUUGUUUUCUUUUAGUUCAGCCCAUUGUUUUCCCAGUUAGGGCAAGCUCAUUACAUACGCAUUGAAGGUUCCAUGUGCAUCGUCGUAUAAAUACGUCUGCAUGUAUCUCUAAAUUGUUUUUGGUACUUGUAAUAUAUGUAAAUGUUGCGUUUUGCUUAACGGGGGGAUAGAGGGCAUGGAUUUUCAUAACCGUGCACGAAUAAACUCUAGCGAACCGAGACUGCAACAUUUCACUUUCGUCGUAUUGAGCGACCUGUGAGUGUCUAGGUUUUCUUAAAAGAUGUUUAAUAUUUGUAUCACAUUGAACUCACUUCUAGUAAUUGCAGUAAUCUAAAGAUAUUGACAAAAUAGGAAAUGGCGAGUUACCUCUAUUGUUCAGUAUGUUUAUAUGUAUAGAAUAUAUUUAAUCAUCAUAAUCAUUGGCAUAAUUCUUCUACUCAAUAAUUGCUAAUUUCAACCUUGAUGCAGAUAUUCGCCACAAUAUUCAAUGCAAUCCAAGCGAAUUUCACAAUUUACUUGACAUAAAUAAAGUAAGGUUUCACAGAAGAUAAACAUUUGAUUUAUUUAUAUUGUAUUGCUUCUUUCGCAUGGCAUAACAAAUUCACAAAUAGCGAGCGUAAUUUAACAAUUUUAUAAAUACGUGAAUAUUCAACUUACGUAAAAGCAAAAGGACAACUAGUUUUAACAUUAUUAGAGUGUUGGCCCUUCAAAAAUAAAAGAAAAAAACCCAUGCAUAUAUAUCUUGUUAAUUUUAAUUGCGAUUGUAAAAAGGGAACUGUAAUAGUAUAACCACAGCACAAUAAAUUCACUGUAUGUUUCAAGAAGUAUUCAUAAGGUCCAAAAUGCCAUUGCAUAUUAAGGUUCUUCACAUGUUAACCGCAAAAAUACACUUAGCAAGAUAGCCGCAUGAGAUGCCAACGUUCUCCUGAUAUUGUAAAGUCCUUUCCUUUUUAUUGAUUAGUAUUUACGUUAGAUUUGGGGAUGCAUGUUUCAGACAGGUAAUUGGUAUUUCCAUGGGAACAAAUUGUGCACUUCCUGUCGCACAUUUGUUUCUAUAUUGUUACGAAAGAUAUUUCAUGUUGAGCCUUUCUCCAGAUACGCAGGCAGAAAUUAUUUCUAAAAACUACUUAAUCAAAUAUUCAAAGUACAAAAAAGUACAUGCUUCAAAAUUAUUUUGGUUAAAGUAUUCAAAAAAACAGAGUCAAAAAAGGUCAUAAUUCUGACAACAAAAUGUGUCAGAGUUUUAUAUUUUAGAAUGUUUACUAUAUUUUAACACCCAUGCGUUGUAAACUGGAAACUGCAAUUAAUUUCAGUAUAGUAUGUGCAGUUAAGGAAAACAUUUAUGUGAAGAAAUGUAACAAACAUUGUUGGAAAGUCUGCUUACACUUUUUCCCCAUAAUGAGAGUGACGAAUUUUAGCAACACAUCGUUAAUUCAUAUAAUAAACUUAAAAGGGUUGUUAUAACUAUUGGCCCAUUUACAUUUAUGUAUGUAUAUGAUUACAAUGUAUUUAUGAAUAAUGUAAGGUAGCAGGGUACACUUGGAUUCGAACAUUUUGAGCACAGCCAGGCGUUUUAUAUCAGUACCACUGAAUUUUUAUAUAAGAAUAUGUUAUGAAUACAAUAAAACUGAAU